Molecule: messenger RNA, 1945 nt
Organism: Lagenorhynchus albirostris (white-beaked dolphin)
Lineage: Eukaryota; Metazoa; Chordata; Mammalia; Artiodactyla; Delphinidae
Gene: CATSPER4
Product: cation channel sperm associated 4
Exons: 11
Coding region: 188-1540 (450 amino acids)
Biological process (GO): sperm capacitation; flagellated sperm motility; transmembrane transport
Cellular component (GO): CatSper complex; acrosomal vesicle; sperm principal piece
Molecular function (GO): calcium-activated cation channel activity; voltage-gated calcium channel activity
Source: RefSeq, a predicted model, not a curated record
UUGGUGUCCGUGGCCUCCUCUGUGGCAUACUGAGGGGAGUCAGUGGGAAGAGCUUCUCUUGGUGUGAGAAUUCCUUGGUGGAAUGCGGACAGGUGGAGGUCACAGAAGCCUCUAUGAUAUCACCGAAGGGGGGCAGGACAGCUUGGAAUAAAGUUUCUUUGAGGAGUGGGAGGGACACUGAGCAACUAUGGCGCAUAACCAGAGGACCUGGUGGCAGCACUGGACUGACACCACCUAUAUCAAUCCUUUGAACCGCAUGAGGGCCGCUCACGAGCCCUACUUCCGGCCAGAGGAGCAAGUGCUCGUCAACCGCCGAGAUAUCACUAGCAGUAAGGAUGCCUGGGACAUGCAGGAGUUCAUCACUCGCAUGUAUGUCAAGGAGCUGCUCCGACACCCGGCCUUCCACCUGCUGCUGGCCGUGCUGCUGGUGGUCAAUGCCAUCACCAUUGCUCUCCGCACCAACUCCGUUCUUGACCAGAAACACUAUGAGUUGUUCUCUACCAUAGAUGACAUUGUGCUGACUAUCCUUAUCUGUGAACUUCUCCUCGGAUGGUUAAAUGGCUUCUGGAUUUUCUGGAAGGACGGCUGGAACAUCCUCAACUUCCUUAUCAUCUUUAUCUUGCUCCUGGGGUUCUUCGUUAAUGAACUCAGUGCCAUCUCUAUCACCUACACCCUCAGGGCACUUCGUCUGGUGCACGUGUGCAUGGCAGUGGAGCCCCUGGCCCGGAUCAUCCGUGUCAUCCUGCAGUCAGUGCCCGACAUGGCCUACAUCAUGGCGCUCAUCCUCUUCUUCAUGCUGGUGUUCUCAGUAUUCGGGGUCACUCUCUUUGGUGCAUUCGUGCCCAUGCAUUUCCAGAACAUGCAGGUUGCCCUGUAUACCCUCUUCAUCUGCAUCACCCAGGAUGGCUGGGUGGACAUCUACAGUAACUUUCAGAUGGAGACAAGGGAGUACGCAGUGGAGAUUGGGGGCGCCAUCUACUUUGCCAUCUUCAUCACCAUCAGUGCCUUCAUUGGCAUCAACCUGUUGGUCGUCGUGGUCACCACCAAUCUGGAGCAAAUGAUAAAGGCAGGCGAACGGGGGCAACAGCAUCAAAUAGUCUUCAGUGAGACAGGCAGCGAGGAGGGAAAUGGGAAUAACGAGCUGCCGCUGGUGCACUGUGCGGUCGCCCGUUUGGAGACAUCUGGCGUCCCCCAGGAGCCGUUUAUGGGGGGCCUCCCGACGAACCUCUCAGAAAACACAUUCGACAACUUCUGCUUGGUGCUCGAGGCAAUACAGGAGAACCUGAUGCAGUACAAGGAGAUCCGAGAUGAGCUCAACACGAUAGUGGACGAAGUACGCUCCAUCCGCUUCAACCAGGAACAGGAGGAGGAGCUGAUGCACAGGCAUUUGUCGUGGAGCCCGUCGAGGGCAAGCGGGUCCUCCAUAGCCACCCGUGAGAUGACUUGCCAGCAAGACUUGAUCACUGCGCUCGUCAACAGGGAAAAGGUUCAGGAAUCCAACACAAAUGUACUCCUUAACAAACACAAGUUGAGCCGCUGAGAGGGCAGGACGGGAGCCAACGGGCAUGAGCACACACACCCAACCACUGCAUCUUCUGCGUCACUAGCAUGACUUGGCACAUCCUGGCCUGAACCCAUCCUCUCCCUUACCCCCCGGGCAGAUGCCUGGGGAUGGAAGGGGGCAGCAUCUCUAGGGCUUGUGCCUGUGAGCCCCAGGUCCAGAGGAGCCGGGAUGGAGAAGGAUGCUGGAUGAGAGUGGGAGCCCUACCACAAGGAUGAGCACAGAAGGGGGUGCUGGCCAAGGCAGCCAGGAUUUGCCCUAAGGAUGGGCAUCCCUGGUAUCCUGCUAGACCAGAACUAGAUGGAGUCUAAGUGGGCCCAAGCACCAAGAGAAGAAAGGUGAGGCCAGUGGGGCCAGGUAUCUGUAUCAACAAUAAACUUUUGU